Molecule: messenger RNA, 1860 nt
Organism: Nerophis lumbriciformis (worm pipefish)
Lineage: Eukaryota; Metazoa; Chordata; Actinopteri; Syngnathiformes; Syngnathidae
Source: RefSeq, a predicted model, not a curated record
AUGACACCCGUCCACGUGACACCUGUCUAUAUGACACCCGUCCAGGUGACACUCGUCCACGUGACACCUGUCUAUGUGACACCCGUCCAGGUGACACCCGUCUAUGUGACACUUGUCCAGGUGACACCUGUCCAGGUGACACCCGUCCUCGUGACACCCGUCCACGUGACACCCGUCCACGUGACACCUGUCCACGUGACACCCGUCCACGUGGCACCCGUCCAGGUGACACCCGUCCACGUGACACCUGUCUAUAUGACACCCGUCCAGGUGACACUCGUCCACGUGACACCUGUCUAUGUGACACCCGUCCAGGUGACACCUGUCCAGGUGACAACCGUCCUCGUGACACCCAUCCACGUGACACCCAUCCACGUGACACCCGUCCACGUGGCACCCGUCCAGGUGACACCGCUCUAUGUGACACCCGUCCAGGUGACACCCGUCCAGGUGACACCUGUCUAUGUGACACCCGUCCAGAUGACACUCGUCCACGUGACACCCGUCCACGUGACACCUGUCCACGUGACACCCGUCUACGUGGCACCCGUCCAGGUGACACCCAUCCACGUGACACCUGUCCAGGUGACACCUGUCCACGUGACACCUGUCUAUGUGACACCCGUCCAGGUGACACCCAUCCACGUGACACCAGUUCAAGUGACACCCGUCCAUGUGACACCUGUCCAUGUGACACCCGUCUAUGUGACACCCAUCCAGGUGACACCUGUCCAGAUGACACCCGUCCACGUGACACCUGUCUAUAUGACACCCGUCCAGGUGACACUCGUCCACGUGACACCUGUCUAUGUGACACCCGUCCAGGUGACACCCGUCUAUGUGACACUUGUCCAGGUGACACCUGUCCAGGUGACACCCGUCCUCGUGACACCCGUCCACGUGACACCCGUCCACGUGACACCUGUCCACGUGACACCCGUCCACGUGGCACCCGUCCAGGUGACACCUGUCCAGGUGACACCCGUCCACGUGACACCUGUCUAUAUGACACCCGUCCAGGUGACACUCGUCCACGUGACACCUGUCUAUGUGACACCCGUCCAGGUGACACCCGUCUAUGUGACACUUGUCCAGGUGACACCUGUCCAGGUGACACCCGUCCUCGUGACACCCGUCCACGUGACACCCGUCCACGUGACACCUGUCCACGUGACACCCGUCCACGUGGCACCCGUCCAGGUGACACCUGUCCAGGUGACACCCGUCCACGUGACACCUGUCUAUAUGACACCCGUCCAGGUGACACUCGUCCACGUGACACCUGUCUAUGUGACACCCGUCCAGGUGACACUUGACCAGGUGACACCUGUCCAGGUGACAACCGUCCUCGUGACACCCAUCCACGUGACACCCGUCCACGUGGCACCCGUCCAGGUGACACCGCUCUAUGUGACACCCGUCCAGGUGACACCCGUCCAGGUGACACCUGUCUAUGUGACACCCGUCCAGAUGACACUCGUCCACGUGACACCCGUCCACGUGACACCUGUCCACGUGACACCCGUCUACGUGGCACCCGUCCAGGUGACACCUGUCCACGUGACACCCGUCUACGUGACACCCGUCCAGGUGACACUUGUCCAGGUGACACCUGUCCAGAAGACACCCGUCCAGGUGACACCCAUCUACGUGACACCUGUCUAUGUGACACCUGUCCAAGUGACACCCGUCCACGUGACACCUGUCUAUGUGACACCCGUCCACGUGACACCUGUCUAUGUGACACCCGUCCAGGUGACACCCAUCCAGGUGACACCUGUCCACGUGUCACCCGUCUAUGUGACACCCAUCCAGGUGACACUUGUCCACGUGACACCUGUCUAUGUGACACCUGUCUAG